UCCUUCCAUCUUCCUCUCUCCUCUAUUUUAUAAACAUGUCUGCUUUCUCUUAGACUCUCGGACCUUCUGUAUUUAUUUCCGUGUACCUUGAUUUCAAAUAAGAUGUAAAAAUGGCAAAGUAUAUUUUAAAAAAAGCAAACGCACAAUUUUUCGUAGUGUCGAAUUAAAAGGAAGCCACUGAUGGAAGAGAGGAAUACAUCAAUGGCGAUAGUCAAAUAUGCCAAGAUGCUGAAAAUCCAAUUGCAGGGAACACGAGUAUUUGUUUGCAAUUCUUGUAACUACGUACACAGUCAUUCCAUUCUUCCAUGUUAAGAAGACGAUUGGAAUCACAACUUUUAUUUGUAAAGCAGGCCCCUUCCACAAGCAAAUCCUAGUUCAUACCAAAGGCUCAAAAAUAAUCCUCGUAAAGAUUUUCCAUGUAUAUAUAUUUGUUAUACUCCGAGUCUCAAUGUCUGUGAUCUGGUGUUAUGCGCAGCUGCAUAGGGAAUCGGACGGAGAGAAAGUUGUGAAACAGAUCGUUUUCUUUUGGUGGAUAGAAAAUUUGUGCAGUUCUUAACCACUUGGUUACAGGGUGCCACAGCCGACUUCAAGAAUUUGGAAGGAAAAGAAGAGAUUUUUAUUGGCAGUGAAGGUAGUUCGAAUAUGAGUUAUAAGGGGACUGCGGCUGCAGUUGCUCUGCUCGUCGGGGCUAUCUGCUUUGCGAGGUUGCGCUUUCGAAACCGGCCAAGGCCUCCCUUGAAUAUGGAGCGGUUUAAAGGGUUGCCCAGGUUGCCCAGGACAGGAGUUCCACGGCGCUAUGAGUUGGAACUCCGGCCUGAUUUAGGCGAGUGUAGGUUUGAUGGGAAAGUGGCAAUUACACUGGAUGUAGGCAAGAGUAGUAAGUAUCUGGUGCUCAAUGCCAUUGAUUUGGUGAUCAAGGAUGGAACUGUCUGGUUGCGCCCCAAAAAUUCAAAAAAGGUCCUAUUUCCAUAUAAUGUUGGUCUUAGUGCAAAUGAUGAGAUUUUGGUGUUGGAAUUUGAAGAAGCAUUGCCACAUGGUGAGGCAAUUUUGGGUAUUGAAUUUCAGGGAACCUUAAAUGACCAUAUGAAAGGUUUUUAUAGAAGUAAAUACGAGAUCAAUGGUCAGACAAGGAACAUGGCAGCUACACACUUUGAACCGACAGAUGCUCGAAGAUGUUUUCCUUGUUGGGAUGAACCUGCUUACAAGGCAAAGUUUAAAAUAACAGUUCAAGCACCUGUUGACCGUGUAGUUUUGUCCAAUAUGCCAUCUAUUGAAGAAAAGAUUGAUGGAGCUUCUAAGACAAUGUCAUUUGAAGAAUCACCUCUUAUGUCAACCUAUUUGGUGGCAAUUGUUGUGGGGGAAUUUGAUUAUAUAGAAGGAACAAGUACAACAGGAAAUAAAGUUCGUGUGUAUACUCAGGUUGGAAAGACAAGCCAAGGGAAGUUCGCGCUAGAUGUUGCACUGCGUACACUUCCAUUUUAUACCAAAUAUUUUGGGAUUCCGUAUUCCCUUCCAAAGCUAGACAUGGUUGCAAUACCAGAUUUUUCUUUUGGGGCAAUGGAAAACUAUGGUUUGGUUACAUAUCGGGAAUCUGCAUUGCUCUAUGAUGAAAAUCUUUCUGCAGCUGCAAACAAGCAAACGGUUGCAAUUGUUGUGACACAUGAAUUAGCUCAUCAAUGGUUUGGGAACCUAGUUACAAUGGAAUGGUGGACUCACCUAUGGCUUAAUGAAGGCUUUGCAACUUGGGUUAGCUAUUUAGCAACAAAUCUCUUAUUUCCAGAAUGGAAAAUUUGGACACAAUUUACUAACGAAACAAUGGUAGCUUUCAGAUUGGAUGGGCUUGUGGAGUCUCAUCCUAUAGAGGUGGAAGUUCGUCAUGCUCGAGAAGUUGACGAAAUAUUUGAUGCUAUAAGUUAUAUAAAAGGAGCUUCUCUUAUCCGCAUGCUUGAGAGCUACCUAGGAGCUCAACGUUUCCGAAAAGGCCUUGUUUCAUAUAUCAAAAGGUACGCUUCCAAAAACGCCAAGACUGAAGAUUUAUGGGGUGUCCUCUCAGAGGAAUUGGGAGAAACUGUGAAAGAGAUAAUGAACUCUUGGACAAAGCAGAAGGGAUAUCCGGUGGUUAUUGCAAAGCUCACGGAUGAUGGUUUGAAGUUAGAGCAGACCCAGUAUUUGUCAAGUGGUGCACGUGGGUAUGGACAAUGGGUUGUGCCAAUCACUUUAUGCUAUGGUUCAUAUGAAGUUCGAAAGAAUGCACUCUUGCAUGGAAAGGUUGAAGAUGUCAGUCUUUCAGAUUUCAAAUUAACGGAGGCAAGUUCCCAAUCUAGUUGGAUAAAGCUAAACGUUGGACAGACUGCCUUUUAUCGUGUGCAAUAUGAUGACAUACUUGCAACAAGACUAAGGUCUGCAGUAACAGCAGGACAGUUGGAUGCUGCUGAUAAAUUUGGACUACUGGAUGACACUUACGCACUAUGCCAUGCCUGUAAGCAGCCACUAUCAGCAUUAAUUUCUCUGGUGGAUGUUUACAGGCAAGAGUUGGAUUAUACUGUGCUGUUAUGCCUAAUCAAUGUUGGUUAUGAAGUUUCAAGGGUGGUAAGUGAUGCUAUUCCGGAUUCUGCUGAUUAUUUCAAGUUGUUUGUAAAGAACCUUCUUCAGUUUGCAGCCAAUAAACUUGGAUGGGAUCCUACUCCCAGUGAGAGUCACUUGGAUGCAAUGUUAAGGGACCAGAUACUGACAGCUUUGGCUGAGUUUGAGCAUGAAGAAACUUUAGACGAAGCUUUAAGAAGAUACAAAAUUUUCUUGAAUGACAGAAGCACACAGAUUCUGCCUGCAGACAUCAGAAAGGCUGCAUAUACUGCUGUUAUGAAAGAUUGCACAGCUUCAGAUAAAUCUGGAUAUGAAUCCUUAUUAAAUGUUUAUAAGGAGACAGAUCUAAGUCAGGAAAAGGUUCGGAUUCUAGGUUCACUUGCUUCAUCAACAGAUCCUUCUAUUGUUCAUGAAGCUCUAGAUUUCAGUUUGUCAUCUCAGGUGCGGAAACAAGAUGCAGUGUUUGUAAUAUCUGGAAUUAGCAGAGAAGGGCGUGAAGCUACAUGGAUUUGGUUAAAGGAAAAUUGGGAUUUAAUCUGCGAACGUUGGGGUUCAGGACAUCUGAUGAAUCGGUUUAUCUCGAGUGCUGUAUCUGGGUUUACAAGUGAGGAGAAGGCAGAUGAAAUACAGGCAUUUUUUUCAUCUCGGAUGCUGCCAUCUAUACAACGCACAGUUGGCCAAAGUAUUGAAACUGUUCGUACUAAUGCUCAAUGGGUGAAGAGUAUAAGGCAAGAAAAAGGUCUAAAGGAACUACUGCAGACAGUAGGCAGUAACAGUCGAAAGAAUUGAGAUUACAGAUUCCAUUUGAGACUAAUGGGACUGAAAAUGGGUUUCAUGUAAUUUAUUUUACAGAGGUGAGCUUGAAAGGUAGCAAUUCAAAUAGUGCAUAUUUUGAUUCUGAAAACCAUAUACAUAGGUGAAGGAAUUCCUUAUAGCCUUUUAUUAUAUCGUCACACCAUAUGUUGUCUUUGUGGAACUUUAUUGCCCUGGUUUAAACUAGAUGAGAAAACUACUCACUAUAAAUGAUUUAUAUUUGUAAAAUAUAUUAAUCAUAAAUUACUUAUAUUAUUCAAGAUUUUGAAUAUAAAUGAUUUAUAUUUGUAUGCUAGAAUAUGGUUGAAGGUGUAAUUCAUUUGAUUCAUGGAUUCAUUUGAAACCAUUCAACUUCACUAGUA
This is a messenger RNA of Cryptomeria japonica (Japanese cedar), 3758 nucleotides long. Its product is annotated as aminopeptidase M1. Gene Ontology annotation, molecular function: peptide binding; zinc ion binding; metalloaminopeptidase activity. Lineage: Eukaryota; Viridiplantae; Streptophyta; Pinopsida; Cupressales; Cupressaceae. Gene Ontology annotation, cellular component: cytoplasm. The record is from RefSeq and is a predicted model, not a curated record. The coding region runs from base 643 to 3372 and encodes 909 amino acids. The transcript is spliced from 21 exons. Gene Ontology annotation, biological process: proteolysis; peptide catabolic process.